AUUAAAAGGUGUGACAUGCGUUUCAGGAUGAUGGAGAAGAAGGUUGUAGUAUUGGCAGUGUGGGUGAUGGUAAAAGUGUUGGAUGUUAACACACUUACUCCGGCCUCAGCAGUGUUAGCAUGUGGACCAGGGGAGGACACCAAUGCCAGAUGCAUUCUGAAGAAGACCCAGUGCUCACCCAUCACCAGGAUCAUCUCAGGCCCUCAGGGACCAGUUGACACCCUCAUCAGUUGUGCUAACCAAACUGGAGUUUUUCUCGACCCUGUCUUCUUCAUGAGCAUCGGUCUGGCUUUCUUGCAGGGCAACCCUGAGUCACUGACCGAUCAGGUGUCUCCCGACUCAGCAACCUCCUCUGGCAUACGUCGCUGUAUACUCAACGCUACCGGUCUUGCUAACCCGGAUAUGACCUUGAACCGGACCGCAGUGGCAGUCAACUUGUCAAUGGGCUUUCCAUCAUCAUCUACUCUGGGUGCUGCUGUGGCCGCUGCCGCCGUAACCUGCCCCGAGCCUGUGGACUACAGGCUGACAGACUUUAUAAGCUGCCUUAAAAUGGCCUGCAUGAACAGCGUGGUAAAUAACCCCUUAAUGAGCGAGGAGACCUCCCUGGUGGAUACUGCUGCUGCUUCUUCAACCACCCAGGAUCCCUUACAGCUCGAGAUUGCCCUGGGAUACCCUGGGGCUCCAUGAAUUAUGAUUAGACCUACUGUUUUUGGUCUCAACUUGGACAUUCCUUAAAUGUAAUCCUGUAUGCUUACUUAUUACCUCUUCAAAUAUACAGAUCUUUCUUUACAAAGAAU
Cherax quadricarinatus is the source of this 797-nucleotide messenger RNA. The record is from RefSeq and is a predicted model, not a curated record. Lineage: Eukaryota; Metazoa; Arthropoda; Malacostraca; Decapoda; Parastacidae.